AUGCGCGUCGCCAUCCAGAUGAUGCGCCAUCCCAAUGCGCUACCUGCCUCCGCUUUGGAAAGCCGGCUAACGACCAUGCAACUGCCUCUUGCGAAUGCCCUGUGCGAGUACAAAGUCCAACUGUGGGAUGCUGUCCACACCGACAUUAAAGGCAUCGCGGCGGUCACUAAUGCGAUUAAUAAGCUAAAUAUGGUUGACAAAGCUACCAUACCAGAUGUGCUGGCGGUUAUAUCUGCCCUUGAGCUCCGCCUGGCUGAGAUGGAGCACCAAGAGACGGCUCACUGCUACACUGAGGGUGACUACGACAACCUCCCAGCAGCUGCGACCACUGAGCUGCCAGUAGUUGCUGGAGAGCUUGGGUUGGACUUCGUGUUGAUCCAGGAACAACACUGCUACAACAGCGGAAGACGUGCUUGGCACCUGCGUAAGGAGAGACGAAGUUAUGAAGUGUGGACCUCGGAACUGGAAGUAUUGCGAAGAUCCUCGAAAGAGUCG
Messenger RNA from Iphiclides podalirius (scarce swallowtail), 495 nucleotides. The record is from the annotation of a GenBank genome assembly. NCBI's taxonomy places the organism in Eukaryota, Metazoa, Arthropoda, Insecta, Lepidoptera, Papilionidae.